Molecule: messenger RNA, 2841 nt
Organism: Drosophila serrata
Lineage: Eukaryota; Metazoa; Arthropoda; Insecta; Diptera; Drosophilidae
Gene: aralar1
Product: calcium-binding mitochondrial carrier protein aralar1
Biological process (GO): malate-aspartate shuttle; L-glutamate transmembrane transport; aspartate transmembrane transport
Molecular function (GO): calcium ion binding; L-glutamate transmembrane transporter activity; L-aspartate transmembrane transporter activity
Source: RefSeq, a predicted model, not a curated record
AAAUUAAAAUAAAAUAUUAACAAAAAUAAAGUGAAUAUCAAAGAACAAGCAAUUAGUAAAUCACUAAAGUAUUACAAUACCUAAGACCAGUGCCUAACCUACGGUUAAACUUAACGUUAACUAAUCCUUCAAGAUAAUCGCCAAUAUCCGGAGAUAACGCCAACCUGUCUGAAGUUCGCGGCUUUCCAAGAGACUUUUCGACUGUGUUCAAUCAAAUUAGUGAAUAUGCCAGAUAAGGAUGAGACUCCCUCGCUCUUGAAGCGUGCCGGCACGGACAAGCUGCGCGAGGUCUUCCUGAAGUAUGCCUCUCUCCAGAAGAAUGGGGAGCACUACAUGACCAGCGAGGACUUUGUCCGCAAAUUUCUGGGUCUCUUUUCGGAAUCUGCAUUUAAUGAUGAAUCGGUCCGCCUUUUAGCUGGCAUUGCUGAUACCAGCAAGGAUGGUCUCAUCUCGUUCUCUGAGUUCCAGGCCUUUGAGGGUCUGCUAUGCAAGCCCGAUGCCCUCUACAGGACAGCCUUUCAGUUGUUUGAUAGAAAAGGCAAUGGGACCGUUUCAUUUGCUGAUUUUGCUGAAGUCGUACAAAAAACCGAACUGCACUCAAAGAUACCUUUUAGCUUAGACGGACCCUUUAUCAAGCGCUACUUUGGUGAUAAGAAGCAACGCCUUAUCAACUAUGCUGAGUUCACGCAACUGUUGCACGAUUUCCAUGAGGAGCAUGCAAUGGAGGCCUUCCGCAGCAGGGAUCCAGCUGGCACUGGGUUCAUCUCCCCCUUGGACUUCCAGGACAUAAUCGUUAAGGUCAAGCGGCAUUUACUGACCCCCGGCGUCAAGGAUAACCUGGUUUCGGUCACCGAGGGUCACAAAGUGAGCUUCCCGUAUUUCAUGGCAUUUACCUCGCUGCUAAACAACAUGGAACUGAUCAAGCAAGUUUACCUGCACGCCACCGAGGGCAGUCGCACGGACAUGGUCACCAAGGACCAAAUCCUUCAAGCCGCCCAAACCAUGAGCCAGAUUACGCCGCUGGAGAUUGAUAUCCUGUUCCAUCUCGCCGGUGCCGUCCACCAAGCAGGUCGCAUCGACUACAGUGACCUGAGCAACAUUGCACCCGAGCACUACACCAAGCAUAUCACACAUCGUCUGGCCGAGAUCAAGGUGGUGGAGAGUGCAGCCAAUCGGUCUGCCUUCAUUCAGAUCCUGGAGAGCUCCUAUCGCUUCACCCUGGGCUCCUUUGCGGGCGCUGUGGGAGCCACCGUGGUCUAUCCCAUCGAUCUCGUCAAGACUCGUAUGCAAAACCAGCGUGCAGGCUCCUACAUUGGUGAAGUGGCCUACAGGAACUCAUGGGAUUGCUUCAAGAAGGUGAUCCGCCACGAAGGCGUCCUUGGUCUAUACCGAGGUCUGCUGCCCCAACUGCUUGGCGUGGCUCCAGAGAAGGCCAUCAAGCUGACGAUGAACGAUUUGGUGAGGGACAAGUUCACGGACAAAAAGGGCAACAUUCCGACCUGGGCGGAGGUUCUAGCCGGUGGCGUUGCCGGUGGCUCACAGGUUGUGUUCACCAAUCCCCUGGAGAUUGUAAAGAUCCGACUGCAAGUGGCCGGUGAGAUUGCCAGCGGAUCCAAGAUCCGUGCCUGGUCUGUGGUCAAGGAACUGGGACUCUUUGGUCUCUACAAGGGAGCCAGGGCCUGUCUGCUGCGUGACGUGCCUUUCUCGGCCAUCUAUUUCCCUACCUAUGCCCACACCAAGGCCUUGAUGGCCGACAAGGACGGCUAUAAUCACCCGCUUACUCUGCUGGCCGCCGGUGCCAUUGCUGGUGUUCCAGCCGCCUCACUCGUCACGCCCGCCGAUGUAAUCAAGACCCGCCUUCAGGUGGUGGCCCGCUCCGGACAGACAACGUACACGGGUGUCUGGGAUGCCACCAAGAAGAUUAUGGCUGAGGAGGGUCCACGAGCCUUCUGGAAGGGAACGGCAGCUCGUGUGUUCCGUUCCUCGCCGCAGUUUGGCGUGACCCUGGUGACCUAUGAGCUGCUGCAACGUCUCUUCUAUGUGGACUUUGGUGGCAGCCAGCCCAAGGGUUCGGAGGCGCACAAGGUUUCGAAUCCCAUAGAGACGGCGGCGGCCAAGAUCACCUAUGAGAACCUCGAUCACAUUGGUGGCUAUCGGGCGGCAAUUCCUCUCCUCGCCGGCGUAGAGUCCAAAUUCGGCCUGUACCUGCCACGUUUCGGGCGCGGAGUUGCCGCUGGCACGCCCACAACGACGACGACGACCGGAUCCUGAUUAUACUGGCGCCACCGCCUGCCCAGCGCCACGUAGUCGAUGGAUUGCUAAGAAGUGGCAGCGGGAUUGGUGAAUGCUGCAGACCAGAUGAGAUGGUAUAUAUUUUUUGCUAGGACGCGUUUACACAAAAUACACACACAGAAGCACUGAGGAUAUUUCUAAACAAGGAUCGGAUCAAGGAUCCGGGGAGCAGCGCAUAAUCUAUCGUACUAUUGUAUCUGAAUAAAAAAAGCAGGGACGAAAUCCACGAAUCCUGCGGCAGCCGGCUCUGAGCAACUGUUUUUACCACACACACACCCAAAAGUAAAUAAGAAAGUAAAUGAUAAUUGUAAAAGCUAUAAAAUAUAUAUAUAGAAACGAUUUUAGCGGGUGCAUCAAUAAAUUUAGGCAAGUGUAGAACUGUUUUUUGUAAACUUUGUUAACUAGUUUAAAGUCUAGAGCAACUACCAAUCACACUGAACGUCAACUUUUGCACUCAAUGGAACUAUUAAAGCGUAAACCUUCUAAUCUUAGUACGAAUUUUGUUCAAAACAAUUAUCAAGCAAAGGAAAUGCAAUGAAUGACCUCUUA